This is a messenger RNA of Acanthosepion pharaonis, 864 nucleotides long. NCBI's taxonomy places the organism in Eukaryota, Metazoa, Mollusca, Cephalopoda, Sepiida, Sepiidae. The record is from the annotation of a GenBank genome assembly.
AUGCCUGACGGAUCAGCGCAGUCCCUGAGACAAGCUCGCUCAUUGUCUUCUAUCUAUCUAUCUAUCUAUCUAUCUAUCUAUCUAUCUAUCUAUCUAUCUACUUUAGUCUGUCCAUCUAUCUAUCUAUCUAGCUAUCUAUCUAUAUAUCUAUCUAUCUACGUUAGUCUUCUGUCCAUCUAUCUAUCUAUCUAUCUAUCUAUCUAUCUAUCUAUCUAUCCCAGUAUGUACAUUAUCUAUCUAACUCUCUCUCUUCUAUCACGAUCUUCUGUUCAUUAUCUAUCGAUCUAUCUAUCGAUCGAUCUAUCUAUCUGUCUGUCUGACUCGGUCUGUUCAUUAUCUCUAUAUAUAAUAUCUAUCUAUCUAUCUAUCUAUGUCAGUCUGUUCGCUAUCUAUCUCAGUAUUCUUUUCAUUAUAUAUCUAUCUAUCUAUCUAUCUAUCUAUUUAUCUAUCUAUCUAUAUUAUCUAUCUAUCUAUCUAUCUAUGUCAGUCUGUUCAUUAUCUAUCUCAGUAUGCAUAUUAUUUCUCUUCUAUCUCUAUCUAUAUUCUAUCUGUUCAUUAGAUAUCUAUUUCUUUCAGUUCAUUAUCUAUCUAUUUAUCUAUCUAUCUCAGUCUGUUCAUUAUCUCUCCCUCUCUCUCUCUCUCUUAAAUAUUUAUCUAUCUAUCUAUCUAUCUAUCUAUCUAUCUAUCUAUCUCUGUACGUCAGUUUGUUCAUUAUCUAUAUAUCUAUCUAUCUUGAGUAUAAAUUACUUUUCGGUCAAUACCAUAUGUUUCCUUCAAAGGAAGAAGAAUGAUACACCAUCUAUCUAUCUAUCUAUCUAUCUAUCUAUCUAUCUAUCUAUCUAUCUUUCUCAGGCUGAUCAGUAG